CUUUCUUUUUUCUCUUUCUUUCUUACUGUCUCUACUAUAAAUGCUUCAAUUUUUUUCUUUAUUAAUUUGAUUUUGGUUCAACAAUUUGCAGAUCCAUACUUGAACAUAGAUGCUGGCACCAUGUCUCCCUUUGAACAUGGGGAGGUUUUUGUUCUCGAUGAUGGUGGAGAGGUUGAUUUAGACCUCGGCAACUAUGAACGAUUCCUAGAUGUCACUCUUACCAGGGACAACAACAUUACCACUGGGAAGAUAUAUCAGUCUGUCCUGGAUAAGGAGCGGAGAGGCGAUUACCUUGGAGAGACUAUUCAGGUUGUUCCACACAUCACUGAUGCCAUUAAGACCUGGGUCGAAUCAAUUUCUCUCAUUCCCGUCGAUGGAAAAGAAGGCCCUGCAGAUGUUUGUGUUAUAGAGUUGGGUGGGACUGUGGGUGACAUUGAAUCUAGGCCAUUCAUUGAGGCUCUGCGCCAAUUGUCUUUUUCAGUUGGGCAAGAAAACUUCUGUCUUAUUCAUGUGAGCCUGAUUCCGGUACUGGGUGUUGUUGGAGAGCAAAAAACAAAGCCUACCCAACAUAGUGUGCGGGAUCUAAGAGGAUUAGGCUUGACUCCUCAUCUAUUAGCAUGUCGCUCUGCGCAGCCAUUAUUGGAAAAUACGAAGGAGAAACUUUCACAAUUGUGUCAUGUUGCAGCUGGUAAUAUUCUCAAUAUCCAUGAUGUACCAAACAUUUGGCACAUUCCUCUCUUACUUAGGAACCAAAAUGCUCAUCAUUCAAUUCUUCAACAACUAAAUUUACUAAGCAUUGCUAUGCCUCCUGAUUUAAGAGAUUGGACCAAGAUGGCAGAGACUUACGAUAAUCUCACAAAUUCUGUGAGGAUUGCCAUGGUGGGGAAGUACGUUGCCUUUACAGAUUCAUAUCUAUCUGUAGUGAAGGCCCUUUUACAUGCUUGCGUCGCAUGUUCUUUAAAGCCAUCAAUUGACUGGAUUGCCGCUUCUGACCUUGAAGACGACAGUGCCACACUGACACCAGAAGCACAUGCUGCUGCAUGGGAGACUCUACAGAAUGCUGCAUGCAUCUUGGUUCCCGGCGGAUUUGGAGAUCGUGGAGUGAAAGGUAUGAUAUUAGCUGCAAAGUAUGCGAGAGAGAACAAUGUUCCUUAUCUUGGGAUUUGUUUGGGCAUGCAGAUUUCCGUGAUUGAGUUCGCAAGAUCCGUUUUGAGUUUAGAAAGGGCGGACAGCACAGAGUUCGAUGAACAUACCCCAAAUCCUGUUGUAGUUUUUAUGCCCGAGGGUUCAAGAACACAUAUGGGAAGAACAAUGAGACUGGGAUGCAGAAGAACACUUUUCCAGACUCCUGAUUGUAUUACUUCAAAGCUGUACCAUAACUCGGAGUAUGUGGAUGAACGGCAUCGGCAUAGAUAUGAGGUGAACCCAGAUGUUAUUGGAAUUCUUGAAGAAGCGGGCCUAAAAUUUGUAGGGAAGGAUGACAGUGGAAGACGAAUGGAGAUUUUAGAGCUUCCAAGCCAUCCAUUCUAUGUAGGAGUGCAAUUUCAUCCAGAAUUUAAAUCACGGCCUGGGAAGCCCUCAGCUCUCUUUUUAGGUCUCAUCUUGGCAGCAACAGGGCAGUUGGAAACAUAUCUUGACCAGCAUCCAAAUACAAGUUGACAGCAUUGAGUCGCUGUCUCAAUAUUCCCAGAUAAUUUUUUCAAGGUAGAUUUGAAUGUGGAUG
This is a messenger RNA of Prunus persica (peach), 1723 nucleotides long. Its product is annotated as CTP synthase. NCBI's taxonomy places the organism in Eukaryota, Viridiplantae, Streptophyta, Magnoliopsida, Rosales, Rosaceae. Gene Ontology annotation, biological process: pyrimidine nucleobase biosynthetic process; CTP biosynthetic process. Gene Ontology annotation, molecular function: identical protein binding; CTP synthase activity. The transcript has 21 exons. The coding region runs from base 121 to 1659 and encodes 512 amino acids. The record is from RefSeq and is a predicted model, not a curated record.